This is a messenger RNA of Vitis riparia (riverbank grape), 3356 nucleotides long. Its product is annotated as disease resistance protein RPV1-like. The coding region runs from base 104 to 3127 and encodes 1007 amino acids. Gene Ontology annotation, biological process: defense response; signal transduction. Gene Ontology annotation, molecular function: ADP binding. The record is from RefSeq and is a predicted model, not a curated record. The transcript has 8 exons. Lineage: Eukaryota; Viridiplantae; Streptophyta; Magnoliopsida; Vitales; Vitaceae.
UGCAAGGUAUUCCUCUCCACAAGUCUUGUUUACUAGUUCUUCAGUUGACAAGUUGUGCUUAAUCUCUAAGUUUUGCACAACCAGCCUAAAACUGUCAUUCCGCAUGGAUCAAAUACCUUCUUCUCCUUUCAAUUCUUCUUCUACUGAAUGGCGUUAUGAUGUUUUCUUGAGUUUUAGAGGAGAAGAUACCCGCACAGGAUUUACAGACCAUCUCUACAAGGCUUUAGUUGACAAAGGAAUCCGUACCUUUAGAGACAGUGAAGCACUUCGAAGUGGAGAAGAGAUUGAAGGAGCACUUCUGAAAGCUAUCCAAGAAUCAAGAUUUUUCAUCGUUAUUUUCUCAGAAAACUAUGCUAACUCCAAGUGGUGUUUAAAAGAACUCGCGGAGAUCAAUGAAUGCAAAGCAAAGGGACAAAAAGUUUUUCCAGUUUUCUACCAUGUAGAUCCAAGCGAAGUGCGAAAUCAGUCUGGAAAUUAUGGAAAAGCAUUCGCAGAUUAUGAAAACGAUGCGAACCAAGACAGUGAGCGAAUACAAGUAUGGAGGACUGCCCUGAAGGAAGCAGGCCGUAUAAUUGGAUAUCAUAUAGAUAAAGAGCCCGAGGCAGAUGUUGUUAAGACCAUUACUAGAGAUAUGAUAUGUGAGAUAAUAGGUAAAGGCUGUGUUGAGGAUGGCCUAGUUAAUAAAGAAUCCCGUUUGAAAGCCUUAAAAGAGUUGAUUGGUGAAUCAAAAGAUGUUCGCAUGGUUGGGAUCUAUGGACUCCCUGGAACAGGGAAGACAGCUAUUGCCCGAGCUUUGUACAAUGAAAUUUCUUAUCAAUUUGAUGGUUCUAGUUUUCUUGCAAAUAUCGGAGAGACAUCCAAAAAGGAGGGCCUAUAUUGCUUACAAGAACGACUUUUUUGUGAUAUCUUAUUAGGAGAAAGUCGAAAAAUAAUGUUUCAUAGAAGAAACAAUUUGAUUAAGCACAAAUUUCGUACUAAAAGAGUUCUUAUUGUUCUUGAUGAUGUAAAUAACGAGGAACAAGUGAUAUUAUUAGUCAGAAAACAUUAUUGGUUUGGUGAAGGAAGUAGAAUCAUUAUAACGUCUAGAGAUAAACGUAUGUUAUCUCAAUUUAAUGUGGAUGCACUUUAUGAGCCUAAGAAUUUAGAUUAUUGUGAAGCUUUAGCACUCUUGUGUCACCACGCCCUUACCGAAGAACAAUCUCCACAUUGUUUUUUUGACCUUUUAAAUGAAGUAAUGAUUUAUUGUCAUCAUCAUCCUUUAGCUCUUAAAGUUGCGGGUUCUUUUCUACGUGGCAAGGGAUGUUCGCAGUGGAAAGUUCAGUUACAAAAUUUGGGUAUAAAAUCUGACGUUUUUAGAGUGAGUUAUGAAGAACUAAGUGAUGAAGAAAAGGAUAUAUUCCUUGAUGUUGCAUGCUUCUUUCAAGGGGAGUACAAAGAUUUUGUUACAAAAAUACUAGAGAAACAUGAUUUCUCUGCUGAACAUGGAGUGCAAGUUCUAAGUAAUAGGUGCCUCAUAACAAUUUCGGAAGGAAAGUUAUGGAUGGAUAGUUCAAUACAAAAAAAGGCCUGGUAUAUUGUUCGCCAACAGGCACGGAUAACAGGCAAACCUUGCCGCUUGUGGGAUCAUGAUGAAAUCCUACACCUACUGGAGACAAACAAGGGGAUACGUGCAAUUGAAGGCAUAUCCUUAGACUUAUCCAAAUCAAAUGACAUAAAAUUUUCUGUUGAAGCCUUUUCUAAAAUGAGUGUACUCAGAUUGCUAAAGGUCUUCUUGGGUUCUGGAUGUGUCAAUGAAAAGGAGACUUAUAAAGUGCAUUUUUCUACGGACUUUAGGUUUCCUUCAUAUAAGUUAAGGUAUCUCCAUGGGCAUGGAUACCAAUUCGAUUCUUUUCCUUCAAACUUUGAGGCAAAGGAGCUUCUUGAACUCAACAUGCUAUAUAGCAGCCUAAAACAAAUUAAAGGGGAUGAGAUUCAUUUUCCAAAUUUAAUUGCCCUCGAUCUUAGUCACUCUCAACAAUUGAAAACUAUCUCAAACUUCUCAAGGAUGCCAAAAUUGGAGAAACUGGUUCUUGAAGGUUGUAGAAGUUUGGUUAAGGUUGACCCAUCUAUUGUAAAUCUGAAAAAGCUUUCUUUGAUGAAUUUGAAAGGCUGCAAAAGGCUUAAGAGUCUUCCAGAGAGAAUUUGUGAAUUCGAUUUUCUUGACACUCUUAUUCUCGCGGGUUGUUCGAGACUUGAGAAAUUGCUAGGUGACUGGGAGGAACGGCAAAGUUCAGUAAACCUGAAGGCAAGGCGAACUUAUAGAAGAAGCCCCACUCCACCUCCGAAGCUAAGAAUUCUUCACUUGGGGCAUUGCAAAGGGCUUGAAGGAAUUUCAAAGCUUCCUUCAAGUAUCCAAGAAGUAGAUGCAUACAACUGCACUUCCAUGCCAAUUUUAUCGUGGAAGACCGGACUAGGAGCAUCCAUUUUACAGAGGAUCAAGAUGAAGCCGGAAUCUGCAUUUUCUAUCGUUCUUCCUGGGAAUACAAUUCCAGACCGUUGGGUCACCCAUAAGGUGACAGAAUCUUCAGUGACUAUGAAGCUGCAAAAACCUGAUCAGUGCAGCGAUGACUUCUUGGGAUUUGCCGUGUGCCUUGUUUUUGCACCACAGGCUGAAGGGCCUCAGCUAAAUCCUGAAAUAUUGUGUGAAUUGAAUAAUUUCACAUUUUUCUUUUGUGGCGAGGACAGUGUAGAGUCAGAUCAACGGGGCAACAACAGUACAGAUGAAUUUCUAGAGUCAGAUCAAGAACGGGGCAGCAACAGUACAGAUGAAUUUCUGACUGCAGCAGAUGAAUCUCUAGAGUCAGAUCAAGAACAGGGCGACAACAGUACAGAUCACGUGUGGUUGGCAUACCGACCACGACCACGUGCUCGAGCUGAUGGAUGUCAUCCUAAAGAAUGGAAGGCUUCAUUUAAAGUGAUUGACUGUGAGGUGAAAGAGUGGGCUAUUUGCAUGGUUUUGAAAACCCGACCGCCGGACUGGCCGGGGCCGGUUGUUGAAUUGGUCCAACCGUUGACCGGUGAAACUGCCCACUCUAGUUUGCAAAAUGGGCCGUGGCUUUGGUUCGUUUCCCAAGGCCUGUGGGCUUGAACCAUGGACAUCACGUUCGGGAAAGGAUAUCUUCCCUGCACUCGUUGGCGAGGAAAAAAGAGUGGGAUCGUGGGCGAGGCAGUGAAAAGGCUUAUGGCUUUGGCGUGGGGGGAUCUUCGGUGUGAGAGUGAAUUGUGGGCUGUUUUGAUAAGCUUUAUCUUUUGAUGUGUUUAAUGUCUUUAAGAUAAGGCCUUGUUUCGUUGUUUCUAUAUAUCUUUACACUUUUGUA